This is a messenger RNA of Rotaria sp. Silwood1, 2088 nucleotides long. Lineage: Eukaryota; Metazoa; Rotifera; Eurotatoria; Philodinida; Philodinidae. The record is from the annotation of a GenBank genome assembly.
AUGUCUGAUACAUAUCGAUUUACGAAUUCAAAUGAUGAUGAUGAUGAUGAUGAUGAUGAUGAUGAAAAACAUUGGUAUCAUAUACGUUCAUCAUCACCAUCUUCAUCUCUCAAUAUUAAUAAUAAUUUUUCUCAUCAGUUGUCGCCGGCAACGAUAGGCUCAUGGGGCUUUAACGUUAAUCGCUCAACAAAUGGACAGACACUGUUAUCGUUUACAUCAAACAAUAACAACAACAACAAUGAUCAACAUAAAAUAACAAGAACAACAAAAGAUUAUAAUGAACAUCGUGUUGAUAUGUCAUCAUCAUUAUCUUCUCAAAAUUUUCAAUUACGUACACCGACAUUAACUAGACAUCAUCGUCAUGGAAAUGAAUUUGCUGCUGUUGAUCGUCUUGUUCUUGGACCAAGUCGAACUAUAAAAUCAACUUAUUAUCCAUCAGAUGAUUCAUUAUCACAACAAAUGAUAUUAAUGAAACAAUCUCGAAUAAAUCCUAAUAAUCAUCGAAAAAUACAAACAGAACAAGAACUUAUAGCUUGGCAAAAUCGAAUGCUAGAAAGAGAUCAACGAAUCGGUCAUCAAUCACCAAGAUCAAUCAAUAGAAGAAAUGGAGUUAAUUCUUCACCAUCGUCCAGUCGUCAAAUACCUUCAUCUAUUCGACCAAUAUCUGCUAUGUCAAAUAUAAGUGAAAGUCAAUAUUUUGAACAUGAUCAUCAUGAAUCAACAAUUAAAUCAGCACGAGUUAUUAAACGAUAUAUUGAAUUACUUUAUCAUUUACAAACAUAUUAUGAACGUAUAACUGAUCAAUUAUUUAAUGGAAAUAAUUUUUUAAAAACAAAUCAAUCAUCUCAAUCAAUAUUUUUUAAUCAUUGUCGAAAAUUUUCUGAACAAUUACAUAAUUUAAAACCAAUAUGGGAACAAAAAUUAGCAUAUCUUGAAAAUUUACUUAAAAAUAUAUCAUCUUUAGAAUGGUCAACAAUAAAAAGUGAGACAACAUUUUUACAACGUCGUUCAACUUUAAUUAAUUUAAUACAAACAUUAAGUACACAAAGAGAUCUUGAUGAUAUUGAUUUAUCUUUACGUACUGAUAUUGAUCGAGUAUUGUAUGAUGAUAAAUUAGCUGUUCAACUUCAAGAUGAACUUUCAACAUUACUUCAACAUCAGUCUUUAUUAAAUGAUGUAACAUCAUUAUUUCAAUGGAAUCGUCAAAUCUAUUCACCAAAUGAACAAAAUCGUAUUGAAAAUGUUUUACCUUUAUUACGUGAACAAAUUAUAACAACCGAUAGUUAUAUAUCACAUGUUAGCCAACAAUUAACUGAAUUAGUAACAAAUUUACGUUCGUUAGAAAAAUAUAUUUUAUCUUAUACAAAUACAAUACCAUUGAUUGAUGAUGGAGUGGUACCUUCACAUGGUAUGCCAUUAAAUCGUAAUCAUCGGCGACCAUAUGAUGAAAAUGAUUUAGAUUCCAUAAAAAUAAGAGAAUCUCGCCUACAAGAAUAUGAUCAAAAUGGAAGUACACAUGAUGAUCUAUCAAAAACAAGAUCUGCUUCAAUGUCUCGUAUUACUGAUUCUGAAGAAUUACACCAUCAUCGUAGUCGUGAUGAUCUACGAAUAUUAAAAAAGAAAAGCAAUAUACAUGUAAAUUCAAAUAAUAGUAAUAAUAAUGGUACAUUAACACGUCUUGCAACAGUUAAAUCUGCUAAACGUGAUAAUAAAACUCAACCAAAUAGUAUUCUCAAACCAUAUCCUCCUACACCAUCGUCGAAUGAAAGAAAAAAAAUCUUUGAUAUUAGUACAGAAACAUUCAAACCAAAUAGAGUUGGCAUUCAUGAUCGAUUUGAUGAUUGUGAUAAUGAUGAUAAACAUUUAACAAGUCAUGAACGUAUGGGAAAAAUGAAGAAAAAAGAAGAAAUACGAAGAAUGCAUUCAAAACAAAAUAUGCAAACAACAAAUCAUCAGAAUUUUAAUGAUGAUCAUAUUCGAACACAUUCUAAUCAUAGAAAAUAUAACAAAGAACAUGAAAGAGCUGUGAACUUACAAUCAAGACUUGCUGAAGAAGUAAAAGAGAAAAAUCGUCAAGUUACAGGUUAG